Messenger RNA from Thermothielavioides terrestris NRRL 8126, 1231 nucleotides. RefSeq lists its product as uncharacterized. Lineage: Eukaryota; Fungi; Ascomycota; Sordariomycetes; Sordariales; Chaetomiaceae. The transcript has a single exon. The record is from RefSeq and is a predicted model, not a curated record. The coding region runs from base 24 to 719 and encodes 231 amino acids. Gene Ontology annotation, molecular function: phosphoprotein phosphatase activity.
CCGAGCCGACAGCCGCCUACCUCAUGCGGGCGUUCUGCCCUCCGCUCCUGCUGCCGGCGCCGCAGCCGCUGCUGGUCGUGAUCGACCUGAACGGCACGCUGCUCCACCGGCCGAACAAGCGGUCGCCGACCAAGUUCAUCGAGCGGCCGCUGGCGCGGGCCUUCCUGCGGCACUGCAUCGACACGUACCACGUGGUGAUCUGGUCGUCGGCGCGGCCGGAGAACGUGCAGCGCAUGUGCGCGCAGCUGCUGCCGCCGGCGUACCUCGCGCGCGUCGUCGCCGUCUGGGGCCGCGACCGCUUCGGCCUGACGCCCGCCGACUACGCCCGCCGCACCCAGUGCUACAAGCGGCUGACGCGGCUGUGGGCGGACCCGGCCGUGCGCGCGGCCCACCCGCAGAGCGGCGCGACGGGCUGGCCGGCCGGCCCCCGCUGCUGGGACCAGGGCAACACGGUGCUGAUCGACGACAGCGCGGAGAAGGCGCGCAGCGAGCCGCACAACGCCGUCACGCUGCCCGAGUUCGCCGGCGACCUCGCGGCCGAGCAGCAGCUGCAGCCCUGGGAGGAGGAGCUGGAGGGGGAGGAUUCGCAGCAGGUGCUGGCGCGCGUGGCCAAGUAUCUCGGCGUGCUGGCCUGGCAGGUCGACGUCAGCGCGUACAUCCGGGCGCGGCCGUUCACGAUGGGGCCGGGGAAAGGAAACAUAUCAGGGCCCGGUGCGUAGCCGUCGCUUUUUUCUUCGCUUACCAUGGGAGUUGUCGUCAGAUUCAGAGGGGGGGAGCCGAGAAGAGGGCGAGUGGCUCCAUCCUGCUUGACGUGAUGAGCUAUGGUGUAUUGAGGAGGCGCAGGGCUGAGAUGGACAGAAAAGUUGCGCCGAGUAACCGGUGCAUGGCUCGUUGCUGUCGCGCUCCGAAGUCUUUGCAUGUAGCAAUUGUCACAAGGGAUAGCAAGCUCGAUACCCAAUUCACCAUGACGAGGGUUGGAGGGCGAGGACACAGGGAAAUAGGAGUUAGGUGGUUGUUGCUUAGAUGGCAUUGUCCUUCCGGCAUGGGGCUCUUGUAGGAUUAGAGGCGCAGGAAGAAAGGCGAUACACCUUGAAACGUGUGGUGCGCAGCUGUGUCCCACGUAGGGCAACCCGUGCUACAUGAUGAUCAUCAAAUAAGACUGUUAGGGUGCGGGAGGGCAGGCUCAUUCAGCAGCAGGCCCCGCGGAAUGCGGCGGCUAGUGUCUAUUUCG